UGAUAUUCGAUGUCACCUUGAGCCUUCCAAGACACGCAGAAUACUAGAAUGUCUUUGAAUCCCGUCUCAUCCAUUGUCCUUCAAACUGCUGUGGUGGUGACCACAUUGGGCUUUACCCCUGCCCAGUCAAGCCUGAGGCCUGGCGCCCUGGUUCUCGUCGCACUGUGCACUGCCCACUGUAUCUCAACGGCAUUGGAGUAUUUCGUUCGCACACCAUGGGCUAGCCUCGCGGGGGGUUACUCGGUCAUGCUACUGCUUCAUUACGUCGACAUCGGCUUGCUGACCCGCUGGGAAUUUCCAGUAAGCAAGAAAUCUGACACCCCUGGAGCGAGCCCGCGCGAAACCCCAACUACAUCCUGGGCAGCGCGAUUGGGGUUUGGCAUCUGGGCGGCUUCUAAUGCGCGAUGCAUCGGGACCCCUGAACAAGUGCGCCACGUCCCUGAGGCCGCCACCCUCGACAGAGUCGCAUUCCUCCGUCGGUCCGCCGGUUUUAUCCUCCUCAGUUACCUGAGCCUCGAUGUGCUCGGAUCGAUGGGUGAUCCCGAGGUGAGCUCUUCCUUCCUCGUCCCAUCUCGCGUGCCCUUUUUUCGGCGGCUACCCGGGAUCACCGCGGAAGAGAUCGUCGUUCGAAUCUUCUCCGGCCUGGCGGCAGGGAUAGGCCUGUUAUCCAGCCAAGGCGGAUUCUAUCAUCUCUUCGCCUUCACCAGCAUUUUCAUGAAGUGGAGUAAGCCGGAGGACUGGCCCCCGUUCUACGGAUCACUGGCAGACGCUUACAGCUUGCGAAGCCUAUGGAGUCGCGUAUGGCACCAAUCCAACUCCCACAAGUUCCGCGCGAUCUCCCGAUUUUUCGCCCGCGAUGUCUUUGGCCUCCAGCCCGGGACGCUCGCGGAACGAUAUGCGAAGGUCCUGAUCGUGUUUGCAACCUCAGCAUUCAUGCACUUUCUCAUCGAUCUGUCGUCAGGCGUAUCAGCCGCUAGCUCGGGGGCCGUGCAGUUCUUCUGCACGCAGGCCCUCGGUUUGAUGACCGAAGACUUCGUGAUUAGUGCUUACUUGCUCUACGCGGCGGAACGAAUGAUUGGAUUUCUCUGGGUUGGGGGCUUUUUGGUCUGGUCGUUUCCUGCGUAUCUCUAUCCGAUGUUGUACCGAUCCAAUUUGGGUCUCAAUGACUCGGUAGUUCCUGUGAGCGUGGUCGGGUUGGUGCGGAGACUGUUCUAA
This is a messenger RNA of Aspergillus steynii IBT 23096, 1215 nucleotides long. RefSeq names its product wax synthase family protein. The record is from RefSeq and is a predicted model, not a curated record. Gene Ontology annotation, biological process: lipid metabolic process. The coding region runs from base 49 to 1215 and encodes 388 amino acids. The transcript has 3 exons. Lineage: Eukaryota; Fungi; Ascomycota; Eurotiomycetes; Eurotiales; Aspergillaceae.